UGACAAUAUUGCUGCUGGCUGGGCGCAGGAUGCUGUCAGGCCGAACAAACGUAGCGACGUAGCGGAUGGCAACCACCGCAGCGUCCUUUGUUAUCCCUGGCUAAGCACCAAGCUACUGUUCAGACUGUCAACCAGCAACACCUGGUGGAGAAGAAGAAGGAGAAGGCAGGAAGUUCUACCAACUAGUACAAAAUGAGAAUCACCAAAGUGGCAGUGUUGAAUUUACCAUCCAAUGUUGUGCAAUGAAACAGUACCACUCCGAUAGUGAGGCGAACUGAAGGGGGCGCUAAAGCAAGCGUUGGGUGGCAGAGGAGGGGUUGGUUUUUCUUUAUGACCCAUCCUCAGGUGUUCCUUCCUCUGUGGAAGUGCUCAUCCACACCACACCACAAUUUUCUUGUCUCUUCUUUCAUUUUUCCAUCCAUUAUGCCUCAUGCAUAGCUCACUGGAACCUGGAAACACCCAAGACCAGUAAAACCAAUUGUGGUCACUGAAGCAAAGCGUUCUAUCAAGAAGACUUUAUCAUUUGUCUGGCUCACUGCUUCCCACUGAGGGUGUUUCCUCUGUUUCUAGUUUUUCCUCUUGUCCAAUUCGUGUCUUCAUGUUUUGGGGGUCCCUUAGUGACCCCACCCUCUGUCAACCCCCCUGCUCCUGCUGCCACCACGGCCGGCCACCCCAGCCACUACAUUGCCAUGCCAACAGAGACACUUGCUCCAGCUCUGCCAGAUAGCAAGGCCGCUGGCACUGCGACGCCCUUCAGUUCCGCUGUACCCCUUCGUAUCCUUAACAAGGGCCCAGACUACUUCAGGAGACAGGUUGAACCCAACCCAAAACGUCUCAGUGCUGUUGAGAGACUGGAAGCAGACAAGGCCAAGUAUGUUAAGAGCCAGGAGGUUAUCAAUGCUAAACAGGAACCAAUCAAACCCCAGAUUCCAGCCAAGCCCCCCCUUGAGCUUACCCUCUUGUCUAAGAAAGGCACUGGAAUGUGUGGCGGAGGGCACGGAGGUGAUGUUCCUUUCAAGCCUUCAAAUAACAACGCGAAGUCUGACAAAUGUGCGACCAGCAGCGGCGGCGGAAAACGGGAAAAUUUAAAUCUGGAGAUUCUCAAAAAUCUCUUGAAUUCGUCAUCUUCGUCAGGAGCAGGACCUGACGGGUUCCGUGGUGGAGCUAAGAGCGCCGUGUUGAUGAGGUCAUCUGGGGGAAUGACAAGGAGUUGGACACCCUCGGGGAUGCCAUUAACCUACCGAUCCACAAUGGCUCUCAAUGAGCAACCGCAAGACUCUGCUCCCAGUCCAAGCACCUCACACUCCCUGCGCUCAUUUUCCCAUUCAUUGAAGGUACCACCUGUGAACAGUGGUGGGCGCUGCAGCCCACAGCUGGUGGGAAACCUCAAUCUGAGCCGACGAGUGCUGGACGAGAGAGGCAGCGAAGGACGGGUUAUGGAUCGAUCACAUUCUCCACUUCCGCCAUUGCUGACCUCCCACUCUUCCUCGGACCUGCUACGACUGUGCAACGGCAAGCCGCUCCGUACUGCUCGAUCUAGCAGCUCCUCGGCUCCACCGCUGCCCCCUAAACCAAACCCGGCCUCCCUACCACCCCCUGGCCUCCCGUUGUCGCUGCCUCCUCCUCGUCCGAAUGUAUCCCCGUUGCUGUGUGAUAAUGCCACCCCAAAAUCGUUGUCAGGUGAUGUUGGAGAUGCUGCAAAUCCUUCAACAGAUCCCAACCUGGAAUUAGAGCUUGGUUCCUCUGUAGCACGUCGCUCCUCUCUACACAGGUCAAAAUCAGACCUGUCGGACCGGUACGCCCGGGCUGGAGCUGAUGUGGAACGUUUUUUUAACUAUUGCGGCCUCGACCCUGAGGAGCUGGAGGCAGUUGGUUCAGAGAACUUUGGUCGGGCAAAUUCAGAUAUCGUCAGCUUCAACAUGCGAUCGGCAUCCAUGAUUUCCUCAGACUGUGACCAGUCCCGGCAGUCCUCUAACGAUGGUCUGUCGGACGGGGACGAGGGUGAAGACGAGGACGAGGAGGCUGGGGACCGAGUUCCUUACGGCAUCUCUGCUGUAGAGCGGAACGCUAGAGUCAUUAAGUGGCUGUACAGCAUCAAACAGGCGAGAGAGACGCAAAAGGUUUCACAUGUUUAGCAAAAACGGCCCAACAAUCAAAGUGCUUCUUGACACAUUUAAACAUCCUAAUGCCUGGGCUUGCUAGAAACAGACAUCCAUCCAGCCAUCAGUCUUCUUCUGCGUAUUUGGGGUUGACUUCUUGGGCCAGCGGCCUAAGCAGAGAAGCCCAGCCUUCAUCCAGCGCCUCAUGAUGGAUCUCGAGUCAUUCCCAGGCCAUUAGAGAGACGGUUUUGCCGACGUGUCCUUGAUCUUCCUUGAGGUCUCCUACAGGUCGGACGUGCCCUGAAUACCUCCGCCAGGGAGGCGUCCAGGAGAGUGAAAAGACUUUGAUACCUAUAGUAGAUCUAAAAAUGUACAUAUCUUAACUACUGGAUAAGAGUUGCCCUGUUACCCUGUACUGAGUGGAGUUUUGGGUGUGUCUAACCACUUUGACAAAAGACCCCCCAAAUCUCAGAACUGUCUUUUUUUUCCCAUGAAGACCAAAAUAACAUAGUAGCUAGCAUAAUGAUACUUUAUAAUAAUGGUUUGGUAUGUACCUCAUACCAUCCAGGAGCAAAGAUGUGUACAUUUUCACAUCAAACUCUCAUCUAUGUGGACUUUGUCGAUGCACAGUAUGUCUUUUUCUAGCAAGCCUUUCAUGAAAGUCCAAGGUUUAAGAACUGAAAACGUCUUUUGUCGUUCAUGUUUGAAGUAGACACCUGGAAAUUGAGGAACUAAACUCCCACAACCACCGUAUAAGGAACCACAUUGGUGUAGCCAAAUAAGAAUAGCGGUUACAGGUGUUCAUGCGGUAUCCGAGUUUUUUAAGCGAAGCCAUUUAUGAUAUAUGAUAUCAUGCUCAUCUGAUGACGGGACAUGAUGGUGUCAGACUGAGUGUAAUCAAUUCAACGAAACGAGAACUUUAAAAGACCUUUAAGUUAUGUGGCUGUAAAUGUAGCCAUAUUUUAGCUCCUUGAUACUGUACUUCUUACAGGUUGACUUUCACAGAAUCAGAAGUCAUUGGCAUAUUCUGAAAAACAUCACCUCUUGGGAUGAAGGCCACCAAGAAGGAUCUGGUCCUUUGCCAGUCUAUCCACUUUCCUCCAGGUAUCUCCACACACAUCAACCGUUCCACUGCCAGAUAGUUCAGUUCUUAUUUCUGUGUGUCUUUUGAUGUUUUGGUUUGGUUUUGGGAGAUUGGACUAGUCUUUCCCCAUACCUCUUGGUUGUUGAUCUGGAUAGUCUUAGUAAAAGUCCAUCAUGGUUACGGUGGUUCUCUGAUGUUUCAGCCCCAUACUAAAAGGUUCAAUAGUUGUGUUGUGUUGAAGAUCCUUGACUGCUCAUUAAUAUUCUGCUUCAGUCUACAUGAAGCCUUGAGAGAGGAAGAGAGAAGUCUUCUCAGGGCAUUGAAUCCAUCGCAAAUGGACUCAUAUUGCCUUAAAACAAUGUUUUGUCUCUCAUCCAAGCAUCAAAUCCAGUAUCUUCUAAGACAAUGUGAACAGUCCAGUUGCAGUUACAGGAGUGAAUAAACCUCAUUUUCAUUUUUGGAUGCGUCAGAUGCACCUGAUAAAUAUCCAUAUGCUGGGAAUAUCUGCUGUUAUACAAUUCAAAGAAAUGAUUGCUGUCUAAUCUGGAGAGAAUGACCAAUUCAUGCUUGCAUGUUCUAGUGGUAUCCUUUGCAGAAUAUAUGGACUGAUGCUCGCAUGCAUGAGACACCAUUUAGACACGACAACCUUCAGUUAAAAAAAAAAACAUUUCAUAUUCAGAUAUUUCUGUGGAUUGUGACAAUCAAGCAAAAGUGAUGGACAUAGAACCACAAUCAUGUCAAAGCCAAAACCAAGGUAGAACUGCAGUGGAUGCACAGAUUGGCACAAUGACAUCACUCAUGCAAUAUGGAUUUGUUUUAUUUACCUUUUUAAGCCAUUCCUGUUGGGGCUCCAGACCUUGGUCAGGACUGUUAGGGGGAUCUCUAUUUGCUGCCCUGAGGCUGAGGUCUGUGACGGCUUGACAUGAGGACUCGUCACCAAAUUCUCACUCUAUACCUUGCUUGUAUCUUUUUAAAACCUCCAACUCUCAGUAUAGGAGAUCACUUUGUUUUUUCUGCAUAUUUAAAUAUUAGUCAAUGACAACACAGCCGAACACAAAAUACAGUUUUUAUUAUUAUUAGAUUUAUUAUAACAGGAGAAAGAUCCCAACCGAUAUGGCCCUGUGUGGAAAAAGUGAUUGCCCCUUAAACCUAAUAAGUGCUUAAGCUAACCUUAGCAGCAACAACUGCAAUCAAGCAUUUGCGAUAACUUGCAAUGAGUCUUUUCCAGUGCUGUAGAGGAAUUCUGGCUUUCUCAAUUGUGCAGAGUUGUUGUCAUUCAGCCAUUGGAGGUUUUUCCAGCAUGAAGUGCCUGUUUACCGUCAUGCUACAGUAUCUCAGUAGGAUCCAGGUCAGGACUUUGGCUACUUCAGAGUCUUCAUUGUGUUUUUGGUCAUUGUCCUGCUGCACAACCCAAGUUGGUUUCAACUCGAGUUCACCAACAGAUAUUUUUGGUAGACAGCAGAAUUCAUGGUUCUAUUUAUCACAGCAAACCUUCAGGUCCUGAAGCAGCAAAAUAGCCCAAGACCUUCAUUAUUGUUUGGUCUUUUUCUGAAACUUAGCAUUGUUUUUACGCUACAUUUAAAGAGACACACACCUUCCAAAAUGAUUGUUUUCUGGCGAAUUUGAGACAAGCCUUAAUGUCCUUUUUGUAGUGGUUUUGGACUUGGAACUCUGCCAUGCAGGCGCAGUUAUUUGGAUGUUGUUGUGGGGUCUUUUGUGACCUCUUGGAUGAGUCGUCACUGCACUCUUCGGGGGAUAUUGGUUGGCCGGCCACUCCUGGGAAGGUUGUCCACUGUUCAAUGUUUUUUGUGGAUAAUGGCUCUCACUGUGGUUUGUUGGAGUCCCAAAUGUUUAGAAUUGACUUUAUAACCUUUUCCAGACAACAGAGGGGGGCAAUCACUCUUUCACACAGGGCCAGGGCCAUGUAGUUUUUUUCCCUCCCUUAGUAAUAAGUUUCAUUUAAAAACUGUAUUUUGUGUUCUCAUUAAUAUUUCAAUUUGUCUGAUGACCUGAAACAUUUAGUUGUGACAAACAUGCAAUAAAAAAUAAAAAUUUAACCCCUUAGCAUUGUGAGAUGUUGGGGCCAAAACACCAAUAAGAGCUUUUGGAGUAGAGGCAUGGUUUUGAAAACUAACAAGUCUAGAAUUUGUGCAAGCGGUACUGACAUAGAGGAAUAUGAGUUUUGAACAUGCAGAGAGGAAGGAUUUUUUUUUGCAUUUUUUCUGAAUAAUGUGCCUUCAAAAUACCUCAUCUGUAACUGAAUAUGAGUCACAGCUUGAGUCCUUACCUAAUGCUAUUACUGAUUUGACUGAUACUACAAAAAUGUAGUACUUCACAUAGUUUUUUCUAAAGUUAGGAUGGUUGGAGAAGUAAACCGCUGUGAUGCUAAGGGGUUAAAUGGCCAUAUGUUGAAGUAAUAAGUCCAGCAUAUAUGACAAAUGAUGUCAUAUAGCAAAACACUAAUACAACACCAUUGGUAUCAUUUGGGGCUGCGCAGUGAGCAAGUGGUUAGCAUGUAGGCGAUACAUUGAAUCUCCUCUUGGGCAUCUCUAUGUGGAGUUUGCAUGUUCUACCCAUGCGUGCGUGACUGUACUCCACUUUCCUCCUCCCACAUUCCAAAAACAUGCUAGGUUAAUUGGCGACUCCAAAUUGUCCAUAGGUAUGAAUGUGAGUGUGAAUGGUUGUUUGUCUAUAUGUGCCCUGUGAUUGGCUGGCCACCAGUCCAGUAUGGACCCCGUCUGUCGCCCCAAGACAGCUGGGAUAGGCUCCAGCACCCCUGUGACCCUUGUGAGGAUAAGCGGCAUCGAAAAUGGAUGUAUGGAUGGCAAUGUUUGCAAGCUAACCCUUAGGUUCCACUGGUCUUCAGCAGUCUUCACCCAAAAUUGGUUGCUCUGAACAGGGUUGUUAAAGGGGGUGCUCAAAUUCUUUAUCCUUGGGAUAUUUCAAGUGAUAUUUCGAGUAUGAGAACUACUUUAGUCUGGGAAAACGACAGUACGUAUGCGAUAUAGCAAUACUCAUUUCCAGGCCAUGUCAUUAUUCAGUAGGAGGCAACGCACUGUUCUCGAGUGCCACAAAUGUUUUUUGUACUUUUACGACUAUAUGACCGUACAUCAUGCAUGCAGCUAUCAAAAGUGUCUGAUAAUGACUGCUAGAAAAGCGUGUCAAGGCUAAUCCCGUUUACCUCUGCAUUGUCACCAUCACUCACACUCAAAGCACAUUUCAUGCAAAGGUUUAACUGCUGUUUGUACUCCUGAUUUACAGUAUAUGGCAAUGUUACAACAACACGAACAUACAUAGGUAUUUGUGACAAUACUGCAUCCAACCAGACUAUCAAUAUUUGGAUGGAACUUCCCCGACCGUAAUGGAGUGGUUUUCAAAGUCAUCCACAGCACCGAGAGAAUGAAAAAAAUAUUAGGAAUUCUGCUCAAUAAAAGCAAAAUGGAAGUGGGUGGCAUUUGAUUUUCCAGUGACACCACUUGAAAAAGUCCUGCAUUUCCAAGAACUGUACAAAGCUAUGUGUUUUUGACAGCUGAUGGACUAUUUCUUUCAGUUCCGAUUGGAAGCGGGUCCAGUCUUAAGCUAGCAUGUUGCUAUUUUGUACCUUGUCCUGUCAUUGCUGUAUGUCUCCCCCUGUGCAAUCCAGAAAAAGAACAACAUGUCAGCAUUGAGAAAACAAUAUUGUAUUGUUCUUGUAGUGUCAUCAUGCUUUGCUCUCGGUUCUGUCGACAGUUUGUUUUCUUUUGUUAGAUUUGGAUGAACAAAAAUUAUUCUGUGACACUUUUUUUUUUCUUUUUAUGUAAAUGAUGUAAGAAAAAUGUCUAUAUUUGGCUUGAGGGAUUUUCCCUCUUUUUCCAGAUUCAGAACAGCACUGUUUCGUCGCUACAGGAAAGAACUGUCUAAUCUGAGCAAGAUGCUUAGUGUUUUUGAUGUGGAAGAGUUGAAUUUUAUUUGAUUAAAAACAAAACAUGUUCAUGUUUCAAUAAA
Molecule: messenger RNA, 7167 nt
Organism: Doryrhamphus excisus (bluestripe pipefish)
Lineage: Eukaryota; Metazoa; Chordata; Actinopteri; Syngnathiformes; Syngnathidae
Gene: fam110b
Product: family with sequence similarity 110 member B
Source: RefSeq, a predicted model, not a curated record